Molecule: messenger RNA, 1518 nt
Organism: Fusarium redolens
Lineage: Eukaryota; Fungi; Ascomycota; Sordariomycetes; Hypocreales; Nectriaceae
Product: Tautomerase/MIF superfamily
Exons: 3
Coding region: 1-1023 (340 amino acids)
Molecular function (GO): phenylpyruvate tautomerase activity
Source: RefSeq, a predicted model, not a curated record
AUGCAUCUAUCACCAGCAAUGGCUUUACCUUAUAUCCCAAGUCGCACCUCUACGAAGCCUCCCAAUUCGAAACCACGACAGAAACAAGAAACUCCAGCCUCAGCACCAACUCCAAGAUUAGUCCCGGGAGAGCGAAGAGUCAUGCCUCGCCUUAGCAAGCCAAGUCUCGACCCUGUUCUGGAGGGCGAUCAACGACUCUCAAAGGAUGUAGAGCAGAUGGUCUCUGGGGAUGCUACCAAAGUGACGAGAAAGCAAUCAUUACCGAUACUCACCAGAAAACGGAGUGACUUCUUUGAGGAAGCGUUUGGAUCGAAUCAUGCGCAAGUCUCCGGAGAUCGAAUACGGAAUGAGUCUCCUGUUCUAGUAGAAAUCAAGGCAAACGUCAUUAUUGAAGAUGAAUUCACUUUCACCACUGAACUAUCGGAGUACCUCUCUUUGCUAUAUAAUCGCCCGGCAUCUUCUAUCGUAAUAACAGUUCAGCAUGGGAUCUGUAUUCAUUUUGGUGGGGGUUCUGAUCCUUGCUAUACCAUGACAAUCGAGGCUCUUGCUCGGGACGUCCAGACGACGACGAACAAACGCAACAUUGCUCUUUUCCAGAGACACAUGGAGCAAGCUCUGAGGAUUCCUCCAUCUAAGGGGUUCUUGAGAUUCGUCCCCCUCGCUGAAGACUGCGCUGGGUGGAAGGGUAACACACUUGCUGGGCAUAUUGCAGAGGCGAUGGAACAGGAACAAACGGUAACGGUAACGGAACGUCGAGGUUCAAUCAGAGCUCCGAGAAGAAGGUCUAGUAAGGCAUUUCGAGAGAUGAGGAGUAAGAUUACUGCAUCAGAGACCGCAUCUACAUCGAAUCCUGACACAUCGACUGGUGUAUUAACUGAUGAUCCAGCAACUCUUGGAAAGGCUGUGAAAAGCGAGACAGAGACCGAGAAAGACAACACAAAGACGAUGAAGCGAAGGAAAAGUUUCAUUCAUGCCCUGUUUCCUAGGUCAGCGAGUCGAUUGGCGGACAGAGAGGCGGAAUAGGAGGGAAAACGAAUGCAGAAGUGCCUAUCAACUAGGUAGGUAGGUACCUUAGUCAACAGGAGUGAUUAAAAGGUUGAAAUAUCGGUGGAAUUCUUUUAUCUAUGAGGAAAGAUAUGAACGGAAUUCAUAAGUCAAGUAUUGCUUCGGUACAGGGUAACCACCUGCAAAUUGCAUGCGCCACAGGCGACAUGAAGGUUUCAGGAGCUAGAAAAGAUAUUAGAAGAACAGAGCGCUCUCCCAGUCAGGGAGUGAAGCUAGAUACCAAUAGUGAUGAGAUAACCUACAAAGAUAUUACUUCGACUUGGGACUCAUUAUAUCUGAACCUGGCUUAGAUCACAUAAACUCACAUAUGAGUCUAUAAGGAAUAUAUCGAGGCCCGAUAGAAAACCACCUGAGGUUGUUACAGGAGGUAGUUUAGUGGAUUGCGGAGAGUUUCAGCGCUAUCCGCUGCUGCCUGAGCAGUCAUUGCUCCAACCACCUCCAAAUGACAAUUUC